GAAGGCAAAGGCGCCCUACAGGCGAUAAAACUCUAUAUUUUGAUUGUGUACUGCGACAAAACACCAUUCAACCGCACGUUAUGUAGAGUUCUACAUCAAUAGGAUGCUUGAUAAUGGGUACCUUACGGCAUCUUGCAUAUCAAAUCAGAGCUGAUACUGCUUGAGCAAUGCAGAUGUUCUUUUCUUGGACUUCCAAGGCAGAUCAUAAUCUACCCUCGGGACACUCAUGCACUUCUCUCGACUUCUUUCGACUCCUGAGUCACUCCUCAACUUGAGCGCAAGCGUCGCUGUUCUUUUGUGAUCACUACGCAUUUGAGAGAAGAGACCUGACAAUUCAAUUUCUCUAUACUAUAUUUUCUGUAGUAAAAGAGCAGAUGUAACUCUCGUCCUUUCUUCUCCUGAGCUGAAUAGAACGCACAUCCACGUUGCUGAGUUGUAUGGCUGAGGAGUCAAGAGGACUUUUUGGAAGACUGGGGAGGGCCAGUGGAUCAGCACAGAGUGUCCUACUACCCCAGCGUGCACCUUCCAGCGCUCCAUACUUCACAACAAGCAGGAGUGCACAGCUUAUCAACAAUCCUGCCCUCGAGGGCACCGCAAUCCUGAAUGACGUCCAGCCAAACAGACUCACCAGGAGACCUCAGCGCGCUGAGCCGCGACAAGUGUUUAAUCUUAAUCACCCGGAGUUCGUCAUCACCUGGGGCGCACAGUUUCCAGACAAACUCAAGAUCAGAAAGGAGAUCAAGCUCUGGCCCCUCCGCUUCAAGUUGCGUGCGGACUACUGCCAAUUGAACAGAACCUUUGAGUAUGGGUGCUCAUGCAAGGAUGCUUUGUUUGGGGGACGCAUCAGGGUGAAUGUCCCUCAACAAGAAAUCGAAUACAGGAAGCGAAUCCCACUCUACAAUGGACAUAUGGGCGUCACAGCCCGUGCCAGCUAUGCAGGCUUGUUGUCAGCAGAGCCGCAGUUCAGGCCACACCUUGGCUUUGAGUACGAGCUGGGCGGCGGCGCUGCCAUUUGGGCUGGCAAUCACGUCAAUCUGCGGCAUCAGUUCAGGCUGUCAAGGGGACUCGGAAUAGAGGUGUGCGGAGAGGCGCAACUACCCACUCCAGCAGCUCGGUACUCGUGGCAGCACGAUAAUGCACAGGAGUUGUCAGUGGGAGAGGGAGCAUUCAAGCUCCAUGUGGGGCAAGUGAAUGUGGUUGUGAACUUGUGAGGUUCACUGUUCUGUGCAGUUGACGUACCAAAGCGCACAGUUGUUCAUGUACAAUUAGUCGACAACCCCCCCACAGCUGUUUAUGCUGUGUAUGUUUGUCCCUUGUUCGCAUUGCAGCACUGGACACUGCAGAGAAUUGAGUCGACCCAAUCUCAUAUGAGAUUGCGUUGCAAAGACAUCUAUAUGUUGUGAUUGUGAUCAGUUGUGUUGAUUUUGGUGUUCACCACCUUCGUUGACAGAGAUUGCUUAUGGCUAGGCGCUCAAUGGAAGCUUUUAAUCUGUGCAACCAGCC
Coccomyxa subellipsoidea C-169 is the source of this 1503-nucleotide messenger RNA. RefSeq lists its product as hypothetical. The coding region runs from base 438 to 1211 and encodes 257 amino acids. The record is from RefSeq and is a predicted model, not a curated record. The transcript is spliced from 6 exons. NCBI's taxonomy places the organism in Eukaryota, Viridiplantae, Chlorophyta, Trebouxiophyceae, Coccomyxaceae.